This is a messenger RNA of Pseudogymnoascus verrucosus, 1564 nucleotides long. RefSeq lists its product as uncharacterized. Gene Ontology annotation, molecular function: transmembrane transporter activity. Gene Ontology annotation, cellular component: membrane. Bases 1 to 1512 code for a protein of 503 amino acids. NCBI's taxonomy places the organism in Eukaryota, Fungi, Ascomycota, Leotiomycetes, Thelebolales, Thelebolaceae. The transcript has 6 exons. Gene Ontology annotation, biological process: transmembrane transport. The record is from RefSeq and is a predicted model, not a curated record.
AUGAGUAAAGGAGAAGAGUCGACUCACGUCGACCAGGUCGAGUGCAAGGGGGCUACAGAUAGUGAGAAGGCCUCUUCGAUGAAUGAGCAGGCUACCAUUGUUUACGAUGAAGUGGAAUCUAAGCGAAUCCUUCGCAAGGUUGAUAUGCGGCUUCUACCGUGUCUAACACUUUUGUAUCUCCUGUCUUUUCUAGACAGAGGAAACAUGGGAAACGCUCGCACUCUGGGCAUGCAGAAAGACCUGGGAUUAUCAGGCCCCCAGUGGAACAUCUGUCUCACUAUUUUUUUCUUCCCAUAUUGCGCCUUUGAGAUUCCUAGCAAUGUGGUGCUCAAGCUUUUGCCUGCAAACCUCUGGGUGUCGAUCCUCGUCGUCUGCUGGGGCACUUGCAUGACAUUAAUGUCAUUGGUCAGCAACUACAAAGGCUUGCUAGCAGCACGCUUCUUCCUCGGAUUCGCUGAGGCCGGAUUUUUCCCCGCGGCUACAUACCUUUUAACUUGCUGGUACCGACGCGCUGAGUUGCAGGGGAGAUUGUCCGUCUUCUUCUCAGCUGGGUCUAUGGCUGGGGCGUUCUCAGGGCUCCUCGCCUAUGGGAUCAACUAUAUGCAUGGUAUCGCUCACUUAGCUGGGUGGCAAUGGAUUCUCAUGCUUGAAGGGCUCGUUACUGUUCUCGUCGGAUUUGCGUGCUUUUUCUUUCUGCCCAACGGCCCUGCAACGGCAACGUUCCUAACGCCUGAUGAGAGAACGUUUCUGAUCGAGAGACUCAAGAGCGACAACGGUGGUGCAUCCGGCAAGGUUGACACCAAUGAGCCUUUUCAGUGGAAGUACAUGAAAGAUGCGUUGACAGACUGGAAGAUCUACAUUUCUGUUCUGAUCUACUGGGGAAAUGCAAUUUCUACUUACGGAUUUAUCUACACCCUACCUUCCGUCAUUACGGAACUAGGCUAUAGUGCGGCCAAUGCCCAACUACUGACCAUCCCCGUUUAUGUUUUUGCCCUGAGCGUUACUAUACUAGCGGCUUUCUUAUCCGAUCGCUACGAGUCUCGCUCUAACUUUAUCAUCUAUCCAUGCAUCGUCGCUGCAAUAGGCUAUAUCGGACUUCUAUCAUUGCCACACCCUGGAAUGCCAGGCGCAACAUACGGGAUGUUAUUUGUUGUGGCAGGCGGUCUGUAUCCCCUAAUUUGCGGAGUAAUCUCUUGGAACGCAAACAACCUCGCCGGAUCGUGGAAGCGCUCGAUCGGCAUGGCAUUGCAAAUAUCCAUCGGCGGCAUGGGAGGAGCGGUCGGAUCCAACAUCUAUCUCUCAAAGGAAGCACCCCAUUAUUGGACAGGUUAUGGGGUCUCGCUUGCGGUGAUUACCAUGGCUUUCUUUGCUGCCAUCUUCCUCCGAUGGAAACUGAACAAGAUCAACAAAGAGCGCGACGCUAUGUCCUUAGAGGAGAUUCAUAGCAAGUAUACCGAGCAGGAACUAAAGGAAAUGGGAGAUCGCAGCCCCCUUUUUAGAUAUAUUCUUUAAGGGGGAAGAACGCGUAAGGUAGCAAGAAACCCACUGAGUUACAUUUAGCAAG